Messenger RNA from Rodentolepis nana, 699 nucleotides. The record is from the annotation of a GenBank genome assembly. Lineage: Eukaryota; Metazoa; Platyhelminthes; Cestoda; Cyclophyllidea; Hymenolepididae.
CCUGGCACUUUGUCUUUUACUAAACCUUACGACCUCUAUUCCCAGUCACCUUGUUUGUCUGGGAAAUUUUCCACUCGUUUGAAGUACUACUUCGGUUGGUGCUUAGCUGAAAUGUUGGGAAUCUGUGCGGGCAACGGUUACACGGGAAUCGAUCCUGAGACUCACUCGACUCUCUGGCUGAAUGUUCACAACUUCGAUUUCUUCCAAGUGGAAACCGCACCCAAUUUGAAGCUGCUUAUUGACGCUUGGAACAUUGGAACCGUCCGUUGGCUUCGUGAAGUUGUCUAUCUUCGAGCUCCCUUGAAGUUCCGGACGGUGUUUGUGUUUCUGGUCUCAGCUUUUUGGCAUGGACUCUAUCCUGGUUACUACCUCAUGUUUCUCUCCUUCGCACUCUUUACUCAUACUUCUCGUGCUUGGAGAAGGAAUUUCCGUCCUUUGGUCUUAUCUGCCGACUCCGCAACUGUUCAAUGCAUCUAUGAUAUCUUCACCCUCGUUGUCACCCACUUUGUCAUGGAGUAUGCUCAAGCCCCCUUCCAUCUACUCAGUUUCUUCCCCUCUAUCAAAGUGUGGUUGAAGUUCUACUUCAGAAUGGCUUCAAAAAGACCCCAGAAAAGUUCUUCAAAUGGCCGAUCAAGAGUUGUUAGCUCGGAAAGUGAAAGGGCCCAACCAUUGGUGGCUAAUCAUGAAUGUUGUGAUUAG